Molecule: messenger RNA, 1112 nt
Organism: Aspergillus alliaceus
Lineage: Eukaryota; Fungi; Ascomycota; Eurotiomycetes; Eurotiales; Aspergillaceae
Exons: 4
Coding region: 224-919 (231 amino acids)
Source: RefSeq, a predicted model, not a curated record
CUCACAUCAAAUGGAUAAUUCACCACUUCAUUAUGUGGUACUGCCGAGGCGCCGAUCAUGUGAGGUUGGGUCUCUUGACUUGGACCACUCGUACGAUCCAUCUUAAACUCUCUCUCUCUACCUCCUUCUCGAGAUCCAUUGUCGCUUUAGGAGGGCAGUCCGAUUAACCUUUGCGCACCUCAGAAAAAAAAAAAAGUCUUCCCAAAACAUCCAUCCCUCAAAAAUGACCCCGUUCCGCAACUUCCUCGCAAAAAGGUCCACGGCGCCUAAUAGCGGGGAAGUCGAUAACAACAACGACAUAAGUCGCUUGUCCACAGACAGUCAUCAAUCAUCGCCCUUGAGUAUCAGGAAAAGCACCGAUAAUGAACCACCCGUAUAUAAACUGAGUGUGGUCGACGACAAUGGGGCUUAUCUUCCGCCAUCCCCGCCAGAAAAACAGAACUUCUGGCGCAGGUACCCGGGGUCCAAUAGAUCCUCGAAUAACCAUCGCGACCUGGUCGACGAGAAUGAGCCGUUCUCAAUAUCCCGCGAAUCUUUCGAUUCAUAUCGCCGGUCCUUCGAUAUAUCCGCCCGAUCACCUGUAAGUUAUAGCGACGUAUUGCCCUCCCGCACCUCGCUCGACUCUCGUUUCUCCCGUCUACCAUCGCCCUACGAAAGGUCUCCCCGAAAGCAGCCCACAUCGAUGGAAGAAGAGCAUUUCGAAGAAGUCGGACUCGACGACGACAACGAAGCGAAGCCGAAGAAGAAAGGCAUCUUCUCACGAUUUGGCGACUUUACCACGAAUGACAGCCACAUAUCAACUAAUUCCAAACUAGGCUUUCACCUGCCCGGCCGAAAACGGGGCCAGAGCAACGUGGGAUCAGAAAUGGGCUGCAUAAAGACCCCGCCAGCUGUAGAGACGGAAGUCCGUGAUGCGUGAUAUCGUCACAAGGCAUGAUACAUUUGGGUAAUGGGGUGGUAGGCGUUUCGGGGAUUGAUCAGGGUUCUUCCCGUUCGACUACUAGUAAUAUAUUUUCACUUUGGUUUGGAUCCUUGGGCGCUGAGAGCCUGAGUAACCACUUUGCUACGUGUGUAUACGACCUAAUUGAUUGUACUAUUUUCUCUUUCAGUCA